This is a messenger RNA of Tachyglossus aculeatus (Australian echidna), 2942 nucleotides long. It is a transcript of the gene EEF1AKMT1, whose product is annotated as EEF1A lysine methyltransferase 1. The record is from RefSeq and is a predicted model, not a curated record. Gene Ontology annotation, biological process: methylation. Gene Ontology annotation, molecular function: nucleic acid binding; protein-lysine N-methyltransferase activity. The transcript has 4 exons. NCBI's taxonomy places the organism in Eukaryota, Metazoa, Chordata, Mammalia, Monotremata, Tachyglossidae. Bases 561 to 1205 code for a protein of 214 amino acids.
AGAGUACAACAUUACAGCAUUGAUAAACAUGUUUCCUACCCACCAGGAGCUUACAAUCACAGCCACGGCUGACCCUCAGGGCCCCUGACUUUCCUUCUCCUUGUCUGUAGCUUUUCCUUCCAGACUCUCCUGUAAGAAGUUGGAGCAGGUAGGGGCAGAGGCUGGGAAGGGGAGGGAAUCAACAGUCGCGGGGCCAAAUCCCUCCAGCCUCAGACCGGAGACAUGCCGUGUCUUGGCCAAGGCCUCACCAUCAGUCCCAGCUCGUGCUCCUGCGUCCAGACUUGGGUGCCAGACUGGCAGCAGCUGGAAUCGUGUUGCUUCCCUUUCCCAGUCCGCCACCCAUCACUGAGCAGCCCAUCCUCUGAGGCCAGCAGCACCCAGCCCUCUCCCAUGCUUGUAUCUCCCCUCUCCCCCCAACAGAGCCCCGACAUUUGGGUUUCCCUGCAGCUCAGAGCCCGAGGCCCAGCCGUAGCCCCAGAGGUUAAAUACUCUUGGCAUUUGAUAGGGAGAAGCACUGGGUGUUUUUCACUCAUUUCUGUGCAGAUUGUUUGGUCCCGGAAAUGACUGAUUCUGAAGAUGAUGACGUUCCUCAGCUCUCCGCCUACGCCCUGGCGGCCCUGCAGGAAUUUUACACUGAGCGGCAGCAGCGGCAGCCUGGCCCGGAUGGAGAUAAGAAAUUCAGCGUUGGCGUGAUAGAGGAGGAUUGGCAGCUGAGCCAGUUCUGGUACAGCGAUGAGACGGCGUCGCGACUGGCCGCUGAAGCCAUCUCCGCUGCCGGGAAAGGUGGCAGGAUCGCAUGUGUCAGUGCCCCCAGCGUCUACCAGAAGCUCAGGGAGUUGAGUGGGGAAAACUUUUCGGCAUACCUCUUGGAAUACGACAGAAGGUUUGCAAUAUAUGGAGAGGAGUUUGUUUUCUACGAUUACAACAGUCCUUUAAAUUUGCCCGAGAGCAUGACCGCGCACAGUUUUGACAUUGUCGUAGCCGACCCUCCAUACCUCUCAGAAGAGUGUCUCAGGAAAACAGCAGAGACCGUCAAGUACUUGACGCGAGGGAAGAUUCUGCUGUGCACAGGUGCUGUCAUGGAGGAAGCAGCAGCCAAGCACCUCGGGGUCAAGAUGUGCCACUUUGUCCCCAGACACACUCGAAAUUUGGCAAAUGAGUUUCGCUGUUAUGCCAACUAUGCUUCUGGGCUAGAGUGCGACUAGGCAGGAUCCGGCCCCUCGAUCUGAGCCACAAGGUGGUUGGAAGAUUUAAAUGGGCCUGGGCCCUGACCAUCACCAGGAGGCUUUCCCCCAACCAGGUACCACUGCCUUCAGUGUGACACAGAGAAUUGCUGUAGUUCUGUUUCCUCAACAUCUUUUCCCUUGGCUAUAGUGACCGAGUGAGUGGACUGAGCUCACUGCCCGAUACUGACGCCUUCGGAAACAGGCUUGGUUGGUGACCUCAGUCCCUGCUCUGGGGAAGCCGGGCAGGGAGGAGGAGGAGGAAAGACGUUAGAGGCUGCUUUGGGUCCUUCCGGGCACAGUCGUGGGGUUUGGGAAGGGCAACCACUUGCCUCACAGACUUGGGAGCAGGGGUAGAGAGAGCUGCACAGCUCCCUCUGGGUGGGGGUGGAUGGGGGCAGGGAGUACAUUUUUGAGCCCAUUGGACUUUUCUCCCCAGCUAAAAUAAUUAACUUCGAACCCUUCAUGCGUUUAUCUUUUUUAAAAAACACCUUUUAAAUUGAUCUGUUGAAAAAGUCAACUGGGCUUGUAACGAGGCUUUAUUAACUAAUAGACCAGUGCUGACAUGGAAUGUAUAAAUUAGGCAUUGAGGGUGUUGGGAUUUUAAAGAGCACAUUUUGGCUUGGGAGGCCAGGAGCAUUACUGUACCAGAGGUACCGUAAACCUGAUGCUUUACAGAAAAAACACAAUUCUUAUUUCCCCACAAUGGGCAUUUGACCCAUUUACCACCAGCAGUAAACAGGCACGUGACUGCCAUAUUUAUUUUCCUGCUCGGUGUUCUGAGUUGCUGGCACUGCGGGUUCCUGCUCUGCCUGAGGAAGGAGCAGAGGAAUCAAGCUUUUUAGUUUCUGGUGUGAGGACAAGGAGAGUCAAGGAUGGAGCUCACCUGUUAGGUUCAUCGUGGGAAAUGCCAAGAGUUGUUCACCCCAAGCCCAGACUUCAGUAACAGAGAUGAUGGGGAAUCCGUUUUCCGACCUCUCAGUUCUCACUCGAGAAAGUCCUUUUUAGUUUGAGUUAGGGAAACAAUUUUUAUAUUAUACAAACCACAUCUUUAAUGGUUUGUUUUUCCUCUCUAAUGGGAUUAAGAAGCGGAAAUGAAUUGCCCGGCGUCCAUUUCAACAAGGCAGCUCGGUUUGGGGGCAAGAAUAGCUAAAAGCCCCUGGUGGGUUAGAGUGGUGAUUUCGUUUUGAGCCUCUCCCCAGCAGCUGUGCAGGUAGUCUCGGCUUUCAUUUUCCUGCUGGGGCCUGGGAGGAGCUGCGCUAGGCCGCCAACUAGCCCACAGACAGGCCCAGGGGAGGAAGGAGGGAACUGGAUCAAGGACUAAAGGGGUUUUCCAAAUGCUCACAAUCCACCUGACCAAACUGUAACAUUGUCUCCAUGGUGGGGUGGGGGACCUACAGCCAGCACUCCAUACCACAGUGUUGCGGGGGUGUCAAGAAAAAGGGAAGCAGCAUGUCACAAUUUUGGAUAAUAGAUUUAGGACAAGCACCAAAGGCCCCAUCCGUGUCCCCCCCCGACCUCCCGCCAUGAACUGAAUAAAACACUCACUGCAGUUUGCUCUUACCUUAGUUUUCCCUGAGCAAUCUCAGUGUUGUGAUGGGAUUUCUUCUCUCGCUGCCUGUGGCUAUAGCUCAAACCAGUGGUGGUCCAAGUGCCACAAAGCCUGUUGCUGCCCCUUGCCCACAGGAACAAUAUACGCAUAGCGUAAAGUUUUGGACC